CCACAUCUGUGUCAUAUGUCUGAAGAUGGGCUGCAGACACACAGACUGCCUCGCAAAGCCUUUGUCAGGCCUUUUUGAAAAACUUGGGUCACUCGUAGGUUCCUGUCCUUUUCCUUUUUUUAUAAUUCCUCUUAUACUCACAGGAGCACUCACCGGAGGCUUCACUUUUCUGAAUGACAGGGAAGACAAUGACUUUGAGCGGCAGUUCACACCCAGGAAAGGACCCUCGAAGGCAACAAGAGGGUUUGUCAGGGAAACUUUCCCCUACAAUGACUCAAUGUUCUCAGAAGACAGGUUGUACAACACGGGCAACUACGCAUCCUUCAUUGCUGUAUCAACUGACAGCUCAAAUAUACUAGCACAGCCUGCCUUCGAGGACAUCAUCAGACUCAACAAGAAGAUCCUUGAUAUGGCUGUGCACAAUGGGACACUAGGAUUCAAUGAGCUGUGUGCAAAAGCCAAUGGAAAAUGUGUCUCAAACACCAUCCUGGAACUCUUUGGGUCCGAUGAAGCCAAUCAAACCGGCAUUAGCUUCCCCGUAUAUACAGACAGAUCCAGAUCAGUGUUUUUGGGCUCUGUACUAGGUGGGGUCAUCACAGAUGCCAACAGCUCAAUCAUGAGUGCUCAAGCUGUGAGACUUUUCUACUACUUAGAUAACACAGCUGAUGCCUCAAAAUUAUGGCUGAGAGGAUUUAAAAAACUCUUAUCAGAUGCGAUAGACAGCGAACACAUUGACGUGUCUUACUACACCUCCAAAUCCAAGCAGGAUGAGAUUGACAGUCACACCACAGAUGGCUUCCCUUUAUUCCUCAUCACUUAUGCCUGUGCUAUCACCUUCGCGGUGAUAUCCUGCCUGAGACUGGACAACGUGAGGAACAAGGUGUGGGUGGCAGUCUUUGGCGUCUUCUCCUCUGGUCUGGCUGUUCUCUCUUCAUUUGGCUUGCUGCUUUACAUCGGAGAGCCAUUUGUUAUUACAGUAGCAAACUCUCCUUUUCUGAUACUUGGAAUCGGUCUCAACAACAUGUUCAUAAUGGCGUCCGAUUGGCAACACACCAAUGUCAAAGACCCAGUACCGAAGCGGAUGGCUCACACUUACAAAGAAGCUAUCAUGUCAAUCACCAUCACAGCCCUGACCGAUGUCCUCAAGUUUUCCAUAGGUGUCUUGUCCGACUUCCCAUCAGUGCAGUCGUUCUGCCUGUACACCACCGUCUCCAUCAUAUUUUGUUACAGCUACACAAUCACCUUCUUUGGAGCCCUCCUGGCUCUAAAUGGGAGGCGAGAAGCCAGCAACAGGCAUUGGCUGACCUGCAUGAAAAUACCAUCAGACCAUCUCGAUCAUCGUUCCAAGAUACAUAACAUCUGCUGUGUGGGAGGGAGCUAUGAUGAGAACACUGGAGCAGAGAAAAAACACCCAACGAGUAAUUUCUUUAAGGAUUACUACGGCCCAUUUUUGAUCAAACCCUGGGUCAAGACAGCCGUAAUCUUCCUUUACAUGGUAUAUUUAGCUGCAAGUAUUUAUGGAUGUUUCCAUGUACAACAGGGGAUUGAGCUGUAUGAUCUGGCAGCUGACAACUCCCAAGUUACAAGAUACAACAGGAAAGACAGGCAGUAUUUUUCUGAUUAUGGUCCAUCUGUGAUGGUUAUUGUAAGUGAGGAAUUCCCUUACUGGAACAAGACCAAGAGGCACCAACUUCAGGGAUGCAUAGAGGACUUUAAAAGACUCAAAUUGGUAGAUGAGGAUAUCUAUACAUCCUGGCUGGACUCUUAUUUAUCAUUUGGACAGGAAACAAGUUUACACCUUGAUGAUAAAGAUGCUUUUCUUAAAAAUCUGUCUCAGUUUUUUGAUUUAUUUCCCUUUUUCAAGCAAGAUGUGAACAUUACCGGAGAUGCCAUCUAUGCAUCCCGGUUCUUCAUCCAGACUACUGAUAUUGCCAAUGCGAGCAUGGAAAUCCAAAUGCUAAAAGAUCUUAAAACUACCACAGACAGAUGUCAUGUAGCAUCUUUAUUAGUCUACAACCAGAAAUUCAUCUUCUACGACCAGUACAGUGUAAUAGUCAGCAGCACAAUUAAAAACGUUGGUGUGAUCACAGCUGUGAUGUUGGUGGUCUCUCUACUCCUGAUUCCAAACCCCAUCUGCUCAUUAUGGGUGACUUGUUCGAUUGGUUCAGUGACUGUGGGGGUGACUGGUUUCAUGGUGCUGUGGGACAUCAGUCUUGAUUCCAUAUCCAUGAUCAUUUUCACCGUCUGCAUCGGCUUCACUGUCGAUUUCUCUGCUCACAUGUCUUACGCCUUCGUCUCCAGCAAGAGAACGAGUCCCGAUGACAAGGCUGUUGACGCUCUUUCCGGUUUAGGCUACCCCAUACUUCAAGGGGCUUUGUCCACCAUUUUAGGUGUGUCAGUGUUGGCUAUGUCUGAAUUUCACACAUUUAGAACAUUUUUUAAGAUCUUCCUCCUUGUCAUGUUUCUUGGGGUGCUUCAUGGUCUUAUUUUCAUACCAGUAAUUCUGUCUUUAUGCUCAAGUAAAAACAAUAGUCAACAAUCAGAAAACUCUGACCACUGUUAGAAUGUUGAUCACAUGCAGAUAGAUAGACAUAUUA
Molecule: messenger RNA, 2597 nt
Organism: Scatophagus argus
Lineage: Eukaryota; Metazoa; Chordata; Actinopteri; Scatophagidae
Product: patched domain-containing protein 3-like
Exons: 4
Coding region: 26-2563 (845 amino acids)
Cellular component (GO): membrane
Source: RefSeq, a predicted model, not a curated record